AUGGAUGAGACUCUAACUGAUCUCUUCCAUAAGAGAAGACUUGAGUUUAUGGAUGACGAGGACGCGUAUUUAGCUAGAGGUGAUCCUGAUAUUUAAAUAUCCGAAUACAUAUUGGAUUCCGCAGGAUCAGAAACAGGGUUUUUCUGUUUCUUUAUGAUGGCAUCCAUAUUUUUCUUACUGAAUUAAGUAGAUGGAAAGAUUUUCAGAUUGAAGAUAUUCUUCAUGAACAGAGAUUUCGCCCUUGUUAAGAACGAUGGGUUUAUUGUGUUUGUAAAUUUCAUGCUAAGAACUCUGAGUUGGCUUUCACUCUUAAUGCCAUUCUUGGCUAUGGCAGUUUGGGCUUCAGGCUUGAUCAUUAGAGCCAAAGAUUUCAAAAUUGUACCUAUCGGCGGAAUUAGUGUCUUGCUAGUUGGAAUGUCAUUCUUCUUCUUUAUGUAUGGUAUAUUUACCAUAAAAUGGAACAACUAUCAAUUCAAAAUUAUAAAUGGAGUUUGCUUAUUUUUAGCAUUUGCUCUUUUAACUGGAUACUAAUUCGUUGUCAUUUUUCUUGAUACUUCUAGUAACAGUUACUUCGGUUUCAGCACAGUAUUUUUAAAUGCUAAUUGUGUCGUGGUAAUACUGUCUAUAUUUAUCAACUCAGGCAUCAAGGGUGGAUCAGUAAGUGAUGUGCUGAUGGAUAAAAUGUAAAAAGGUGAUCCUCGUGACCCUGAGAGAGACACUGAUUUCCUUGAGGAAGUGAACGAAGAGAGAGCUAGCAAAAACUAUUAUCCCACUUACGAGGAUGUUGUGGAUCUCUUUACAAUCGCAAAUAAUGUUGAAGGAGAGGAUGAUCUCGGUUCAACUUUUGGAGGAGGUUUGUAAUCAGCUUUCAGUCAUUUGAAUGUAAAAGUAAAAAGAUCUCUUACUUUCUUGUUGUGGUCUAUCGCAACUGCAAUUCUUAUAGUUUAUUCUUUUGUUAUCUACUGGUAUAUGGAUAAAUCAAGACUUGGAUUUGUCACUAUGAUUGCAGUACUACUUACUGAUGUUUUUGUUUAUUUGAUAUGGAACUCUGAAAUUGUAACAACUCCGACUAUCCUAUGCUUUUCAGCAUUGCUAAAUAGAGUUUUGCUUUAUGUUUUUGGAGGAAACUACUGGAUCUAUGGUUAUUUAGUGCUUUAUCUCAUUUAUGGAGUAAUUUUAUCAGUUGUUAUUACCAAAAAGCGAUUCCCAUUUGAAGAUGCUUUCAGCAAUAUGAACUUAGAUAGCAUCCACAAGAAGGAUGCCUCAUCAGAUUUAUCUAAGCAACCAGAAUUCUUACUGAUGUUCAUCACUACUAUAUAUGUUAUUCUAUUCGUAGUAUUAUUUGUGACAGAACCAAGAGGAGUACCACUUCUAAGAUUAACAAUUGAUGAUUGGUCAUAUCCUUUUUACACCAAUGCUGUAUUUUGUCUUCUUCUUGUUGCAACUUUCUUCUUUUUACUUGGUACAUACAGAUUAUUUAUAAGAAAGAAGAAGAGAAUAGAACCAAAGAUUCACUAUUUCAUUAAGAAUCGCAAAUAUGAUAUGUACUGGAUCUAUAUCACUGGCUCGUUUGUUUUAUUAGCAGCAGUCGGACUAAUUAGUUACUGGCUAACAGAUGAUGUGACUAUUUUCUUGAUUAUCAUCUUUAUUUCAGUCUAUGUCAUAUUCUAUCUCAAUGCUUUCUUGCAUUAUGUGAUGAAUGACUAUGAUAUCUUGCAAAACAUUGAAGCAUUUAACGUAAAAAUCAGAAAACAUAAUGAAAGAAUAGGCCAACUGAAAGAAAAAGUUUAAGGAAUUAAAAAAGAUCUUAAAGAAGGAAAAACUACUGGUAUUGGUGCUAAUGCUUUAAAUUUGGCUUAAAAUAUCAUGAAAUAAGAUAAAGAUAAAAAGAAAUAGGUAAGAUAAGAAAAAAAGAUCUAAAAAGAAAAUGAACUAAUUUAAACUUACAAAAACAGCAAUUUCGCAGGAAUGACUGGCGCCCCAACAAGACUUACUUUAACUAAAGGUGCAAGUAAUAACUCAAAAGUAGUUUCAUAAGUAGGCUCUAAAUCUCCAUCAAACUUCAAUUCUAAGCAAAAAGAAAUUAAGGUGGAAAUAAAAGUUUAGGCUAUCCCAAUGUCAAAAGUUUCACCAGUUGGAGGUAAUAAUGGCACUCUUACACCAGGAGCAUAAGAUGAUGAUGAUAAACUAAUAAAUGAAGAAUUUGCUAGAAAAAAUGAUAAGAAUGAUGAUAUUGAUAUGUAUGAAGGAGGUGAAGAUGAAGUAGGGCAAUAAAAUGAAAAUAUGAGACUUGAUAAUGAUAUUGAAAAAGAGCUAAAGGAUGAUGAUGAUGAUAAUGAUGAUAGUACUGAUGAUGAGUUUGAUCCUGAAGCUGAUGAUGAUGAAGCUGACUAAAAGAAGUCAAAGAAAAGACUCAAGGAAAUCGGAGAUUGGAGAAAGUAAAUGGGCUGGUUCUAGGCAUUUAUUAGUGGAAAUCUUAGACACAAUGAUUAUCAAAUCAUAUUCUCAAUUUUGGUAGCGCACUGUGCCAUCGCAAUUAUGGCAAUUUUAGUUUCAGUAAUAAAUGAAAGUGUAGCAGGUGUAACAAUAGCAGUACCUUUGAUUCAUUAUGCUAUGGCUGCUUUUUCUCUUUCUAAGCAUUUGAGUACUGAUGCUAAGAUGAAUGCUUUCCAUUACUUCUUCUUCUUUCUCUCAUAUGCUGUUCAAUACGCUUGGGGUAUUGCAAACUUAUUUAUUUCUUACACUAGUUAUGAUAUCGAUCCUACUACUCCAGGAGAAGCAGGAGCUGGUACCUAUAUGGUCGUUUACUUAAUGGUUAUUCCAUUCAUCACUAGUUCUAUGUCUGCAGUUGCCAAAUGGGUUGAUGACAAGGGAAAGUUUUCAUUCUUCUUUUUCAUCUAGUUACUUCUAACUGGUCUUCAAGGUAUUGGAAUGUUAGUUAUUGCAUAUGUAUACAUGACUUACAUCUAAGGUAUCAUUGUUUCAGUAAUUGUAGCAAUUAUCGGAUAUAUCAUUCUUCAAGUCUGGAUUUAUGUAAAGAAUGACUACUAUAUGCCUAAUGCCUGGACUGCAGUAAAUCUAACUAUCAUUUUUGCUAUUGUCGUUUCUGCUACUGUAGUAUCAUUUUUCUUUGAUGAAUUCAGAACUUUCACUGGAGUUUCAAUAUCUAUUUGGGUAAUUGCAGCAAUGAUGAUUGUGUAUGCUUUCGCUGAAAUCGGAUCAGAUCUUUCAAAGAUGGAAACUAAACCAGUUUUUUUCUCACCUUGGCUAUUCCCAAUCUAUAUUUACAAUCCUAAAAAGAAUGAUGUAGAGCCCCAUAAUUUGCCUACAGUAGCUUUGAUUGGAGGACUUGUUUUAAUGAUGCUUUGGUCAGUUUUAUGCUCUGUUUGGGUUUAUCCUCACAAUGUUGGUGUUUCAUUAAGUAUUCUUUUUGAACUUUUACUAAUGGUAACUGCUUUCCAUCUCAUUGGAGUUUCAGCUCAUUAACUCAAAGAAGUCACUCUUGAUAUUGAUAAAAAGCUUAUCAGGAGAGCUUGGCUAGAUGCCAAAUUGGGCUAUAUCAACAAUAGAUCAGCUCUUAACAGAGAAACUCUCGUUACUUAUGAGAAGGCAAGGCUAAGAAGAGAUUAUUUUAGAAACUAUAUGAGAGAAAAGGAAGGAAGAUAAGAUUUGAAUCUUGAAGAAAAAAAUGAAGGCGUUAGAUUUAUCCCUAAAGAUGAUAUUGACAUCGAAUGGGUAGACGAAAAUAAGGUUAAUCUUGGAAACAUCUAUUCAUGCUACUCAUAUUUAUUUGAAUUGGAAAAAGAAGCUAACAGAAUUUAUAAAGAAGAGCUCGAACUUAUCAUUUAAUUCCAACUUUUGAUAGUAUAAUCUGCUGAAAACCUCUAGGAAUAAAAGAAGAAAUAUUUGUUCACAUUCUUGAACGAAAAGAAGGCAGAAUUAUUUGCAGUAGGAAUUGUUAUAAACAUUCCAGAUCAAGGAAGCAUGAAAAUUAGAUAUGCUCGUGUGAUAACAUAAAUUCAAAAAUUAAGUCCAGAGAAGCAAACAAUGUUCAAUAGUUUAAGAGAUAAUUACAUCAUGGAGAAGAGAGAACAAGAUGAAAAGAGAAAGGAAUAAGCAAGACUAGAGGAACUAAAAGAAAAAGAAAGACAAGAAAUGCUGAGCUAAAUGUCUGAAGAAAAGAAAAAAUUACUCUCAUCAGUUACUAUGGAUAUGGAUGUUGACAAAAUGCCAGAUUGUGAUAUGAAAUAUGAAAAGAUACUUAAAGAAGCUAAAGAAAAUGGAAAAGUCUUUGUUGAUACUCAAUUCAAAGCAGAUAAUGAUGCACUUGGUCCAAACUGUUUAAAUAGAGGAAUCAGUAAAUGGGUUAGAGCAAGAGAUAAGCCAUAAUGUGUUUUAUAUAAGGAUGUAAUUAAUCAUCUUGAUGUAGUCUAAGGUGCUCUUGGAGAUUGCUAUUUCUUGUCAGCUAUUAGUGUGCUAGGGGAAAAAUAUAUUAAGAAAAUCAUAAUAACAACAGAGGAAGAAUGGAGAGAGACUGGAGCAUUCAAGAUUUAAUUCUACAAGAAUGGUGAACCUGAAAUCAUAAUAAUUGAUGAUCUCUUCCCUGCAUAUGGCAAUGGAGAUUGGGUCUUUGUGAAAGGAGGAACAGAGGGUGAAGAAUUGUGGCCAAUGGUUCUUGAAAAAGCAUAUGCAAAAAUGUAUGGAACUUUCAAUUAUAUCGAAGCAGGAAAAGUUUAAUAUGCACUUAGUGAUAUGACUGACGGUUUUCCAGAACAGGUUGAUCUAAAAAUUGAUGGCAAAAAUAUUCAAAGUCUUUGGGAAAAGUUAAAGACCUUAAAGAGGCAUGGUGCUUUAAUGGGGGCUGGUAGUCCAGAGCAUUCAAUGGGAGAUAGAGCUAUAAAUGAAAUGGGUAUUGUGCAAGGUCAUGCUUAUGCUGUCCUUGAUGUCUAGGAAAUUGAUGGUUUCAGGCUAAUGCAAUUAAGAAAUCCACAUGGAUCCUCGGGUGAGGAAUGGAAAGGAGAUUGGUCAGACACUUGCGAAAAAUGGAAUGAGAGAAUGAGAAAUAAAGCAAAAUAUAAAGAUUCCUAGAGAGAUGGUGUUUUCUGGAUGGAAGUGCACGAUUUCGUUCUUCAAUACUCAUACUUGUAUAUUUGCAGAAUUCUUGAUGUUGAUGAUGGUUGGAAAGAGGUUAGAGUUGAUGGUGAAUGGGCAGGAGCUUCUGCUGAGGGUCUUCCUACUAGAUCUAAUCCUAAUGCAAGAUUGGAUUUCAAUCCUUAAUAUGCAAUUACAAUUACUAGACCUUGUGAUGGUUUUAUUAUGAUGGCACAAAAAGACAAAGUCAAUAUGUUUAAGGGUAAGCAUGCCAUAUUCUUCAUGGUAAGCAAGAACAACGGAAAGAGAUUAACUAAAGUUGAUAAGAACACUAUGAUUUGUAGAUCAGGAAACCCAGUAAAUCUAAACAUCAUCACAGCUGAGUGCGAUUUCGAUAAGUCAGUUACCUAUCCUUACAAAUUCACAAUAAUGCUUGCAAACGCUGAGCAUGGAGCAGAAGGUGAAGGUGAGUUUGAGUUUGGUGUUUAUGCUACUGAUCCAAACGUCAAAGUAGAAGAAAUUAAAUUGCCUCUUGAUUUCCCCAAAUCUGGUAGUCACAAAGAAGAAUUAGAAUGA
Molecule: messenger RNA, 5667 nt
Organism: Stylonychia lemnae
Lineage: Eukaryota; Ciliophora; Spirotrichea; Sporadotrichida; Oxytrichidae
Source: the annotation of a GenBank genome assembly